Messenger RNA from Penicillium brasilianum, 675 nucleotides. The record is from the annotation of a GenBank genome assembly. NCBI's taxonomy places the organism in Eukaryota, Fungi, Ascomycota, Eurotiomycetes, Eurotiales, Aspergillaceae.
AUGUCUGGAAUUACAGAGAUUGCGUUUGCGCCCCUGAAAAAGGGCAUCAAUGUCACCGACCCUGGUAGUGAUGCGUACAAAACUCUAACGGAAGAGGCUUUCCGGCGCAUCAAGGGAUGGAAAGCUUGCCAACGUGUUUACUGGGGUGUUGAGAUUGAGGAUCCGGACAAGCUGCGGCUAUUUGUGAACUGGGACUCCCUCGAGGCCCACGAGGAGGCCAACAAAGAUCCUGCUUAUUUACCCGCUGUGAUACCUAUUGGUUCCGUGUGCUCUGGUCCACAUACGGUCUAUCACGCACGGUUCAACCCUUAUCCGCCCACUGUGCUCGCCGAAGCACCUGUGACGGAGGUAAUGACGAUUUACUUUCCCGCCGACUACUCCUUGGACGAUCAGAAGACGUAUGACGACGGAAUGCGAAAAUUCUUCAAGGCGUGCCACACCCACGCCGGCGGGUUCUUGACUAGCACCGGGGGUUGGGUGCAUGAAGUGCAGAAACUCGAGGAUGGGGAAGAGGUGAAAGCUUAUGUCGCAUUGUUCGGAUGGGAAUCAGUCGACCAUCAUUUGGCUUUCCGCGAGACCAUUCAUUUUAACGAGUUGAGAAAGAACAUGGGCCAGCCUAAAGACCUGAAGAAGUUAGAGGUCGUACACGUGAAGGUCACGGAGUUCAAGGGAUGA